Molecule: messenger RNA, 552 nt
Organism: Penaeus indicus
Lineage: Eukaryota; Metazoa; Arthropoda; Malacostraca; Decapoda; Penaeidae
Exons: 1
Coding region: 1-552 (183 amino acids)
Source: RefSeq, a predicted model, not a curated record
AUGCAUCGCAUCUUCCAUCCUGACACUGAAAUACAGCAUCAAACUGCUGCUAAUGGUUGGAAACUUAUUACAUGCUCAGCAGAAAAGAACAAUAAAAAUGCAUCUAUAGGUGAUGUUGGUCUGCUUAUGAGUCCACAGGCAUACAAGUCGUUGAUAAAAGCUGAAAAGGCAAAUUCUCGAAUUAUUCAAGCCACAUUCGAGGGAAAUCCUAAAACAACAAUAUUGCCCUGCUAUUCUCCAACAAAUGCAUGCAAUGAUGAGGAAAGAGAUAGUUUCUACACACAGUUGUCUGAAACUAUAAGAUCACUUCCAAAACAUAACAUCCACAUCAUUGGAGGUGACAUGAAUGCCAAAAUUAAGCCAGAAGACUGUGGUGGAUAUGCCUAUAACAAGAAAACAAAAGAAAAUUGCCAAGCCCUUAUGAUGUUACUAAAUACAAAAUUCCAAAAGUGCAAAGGAAAAUUGUGGACCUUUAUAUACCCAAGCAAUGAAAAGGCACAAUUAGAUUACAUCCUAAUCAACAGAAAGAAGCAAAACAGUGCAAUAAAUUGA